UGUUUAUGUCGGCCCGAGCAGCAAACAGUCCGUACGGUAACCUGUCAGACCUUCAAACCGUGGACCAUAAACGCGUGCCGCAGUGUCACCCCGUCUCGGGUGCCAUGGUCCUCUGUUACACAUGAGCUCUACUAUGUGGUACAUCAUGCAAAGCAUUCAAAGUAAAUACUCCUUGUCUGAGCGGCUCAUCCGCACCAUCGCAGCCAUCCGCUCAUUCCCUCACGACAAUGUAGAGGAUCUUAUUCGUAAGGGAGCUGAUGUGAACCGAAUGCAUGGCACGCUCAAACCCCUGCACUGUGCCUGCAUGGUCGCUGAUGCAGACUGUGUGGAGCUGCUGUUGGAGAAGGGUGCAGAGGUGAAUGCUUUGGACGGCUAUAACCGCACAGCCCUGCACUAUGCAGCCGAGAAGGAUGAGAGCUGUGUGGAGCUGCUGUUGGAGUACGGGGCUCAGCCAAAUGCCCUGGAUGGCAACAAGGACACUCCACUCCACUGGGCCGCCUUUAAAGAUAACCCAGAGUGUGUGAGGGCCCUGCUGGAGAGCGGGGCCUGUCCCAAUGCCCGGGACUACAACAAUGACACACCUUUGAGCUGGGCAGCAAUGAAGGGCAACCUGGAGAGCGUCAAAGUGCUUUUAGACUACGGAGCCCAGGUCCAUGUGACCAACCUGAAGGGCCAGACCCCUAUCUCCCGACUGGUGGCCUUGUUGGCCCGGGGCCUGGGCACUGAACAGGAGGAAGAGUGCUUGGAGCUGCUGUGUCGAGCAGCUGGGCGGUUUGAGAUACGACGGGCUGAUGGAACCCUCCCCAGGGAGCUGAGUAAGGAUCCCCAGCUGCUGGCCAGGCUGACCAACAUGGUGGCUCAGGCUCCUUCACUUCGCUCUCUGGCCCGCUGCGCUGUACGGCAGAGUCUGGGAGUGCAGUUCCUCCCCACUGCAGUAAAAGAGCUUCCUCUACCAGAGACUAUCAAAGACUACCUUCUGUUGAGAGACUGAUGAUGAAACCACUUGGGCGUUCUCAGACCUCACUGGCUGGUUAUUAGACAGCUCAUCACACUGCAUUUAUUGGCAGGGAAGUGUCUCUGUUGAAUUACAGGAUAUUGUCUGACAAAGGCCUUCAUUUAUUAAACCUUUUCACUAAUUGAUACAAAUGUAUGCACUGAGAGAGAUCCACAGAGCUCUCUCUGUCUUUAUUACUACCUAAUAGUAGCAAAACAUCUAAAUGAGCAGUAAUGUGAGUACAGAUUGAGGGUUUUGAUCAUCAUCUGUAGUCCAAACCUCCAUCAGUACAUCAUCUUGUGUUGUUACGUAGCACCUAACCUGUUUAAAGGUUUCAGAAAGAAACUAUCAGGUUUGUCUGGCUUCAUUAUAAGAACUGACUUAAGAUCUAACCAGCUUGUGUCCAAUCAUGUUAUAAAUACACUCAUGAAGAGCCAGCACCUCUUUGAAAUUUUAAUUAGGUUUAUGAUUCAUUUUUUAUUUGCUAAAACACAGUAACCAUUUCUUUUUUGAAAUACAUAUAAUGAAAGAAUAAUAUGCUGUUAAGUUUGUCAACGAGGCAAGGAAAGUCCUAAGUGUUGAGUUUAGUGUUAAACUGAGGAUUCUAUGCUCACUUUAGCAUUCGUGUUAAACAUAAGGUUUAUAAAUGAGGCCUGAUGCCCUGUGAUGUAGGCUGUCCUGUAAUUCUGUCAGAAGGUGCAGUUCCUGAAGUAGUGCUGAGGAACAAAUGUAUGAACGUAACGUGUCUGACAGUAGGAGUGGCCAUCUUUUUCUCAGUGACGUCCCAGUGAACUCACAAUGCAAUCAUUUUAUUUCAAGGGAAAAACAAUAAAUAAUAAUUAAGGAAAAAAAAUAACAACAUGCUUUUAAGCAGAACAGAAAAGAUUGUGCCAGAUGGGAACAGUUUUAUUUAUGUGAAGCAACAAAAGGUUGCUGAAUAUUAUCAUAGGUUUCACAUAUUUGUUUCACUAAAUGUGCCAGGCACGCUAACUUUGCCUCCAGCUAGUCCUCUGAUGUCAUAUAUGACUGAGAAUUUGGGCUUUAUUUUAUUGAAGAGUGCAGUUCCAAUUGCCAAGGAGGAAUAAAUGUUGUUUUCUUUUGUUUGUUUUUUUAAACAAUGGAUCUUUCCAGUCUUAACUUGCAAAACUUUGGGUUUUCAGGGGUGCUCACGGGUCUGAAAUUUUGCAGGAUAUCUUUGGAAAUUACUUUACUUUAAAUGUUUAAAUGUGGAAAUCAUGACAUGGCAUGAUAACUAAGUUUUGUCCAUGAAAGAUUCACUAAAUGAGCUUGCAAAGUAGAAGUUUGUUAGAGCGUUUGUCUAAAAUCUGACCAUUUCUGUGCUUGGUUUUGUUUGCCUGUUCUGCAGAUGUGUAAAAAUGAACCCCUUAGAUCAUGUCUUGUGUACACCAGCAAAGGUGCUUUUUUUUCUUUGUCAACAUACAGCAAGUAAAUGCCUUUAUAUUCCAGA
Messenger RNA from Stegastes partitus (bicolor damselfish), 2462 nucleotides. It is a transcript of the gene asb8, whose product is annotated as ankyrin repeat and SOCS box containing 8. The record is from RefSeq and is a predicted model, not a curated record. Gene Ontology annotation, biological process: intracellular signal transduction. Bases 122 to 991 code for a protein of 289 amino acids. Lineage: Eukaryota; Metazoa; Chordata; Actinopteri; Pomacentridae. Gene Ontology annotation, molecular function: protein binding. The transcript is spliced from 4 exons.